GCUGAACACGCAUAGUCAAAAAAUUUAAAAUAAAUCCAUGAAUAAUACGAGCAUCAUCAUCUAAACCCUCAAGGGCUGGGAUACCAUCUGUCCUACUCCUGUUGGAGAUGCUCGUAGCAUGCUUCUUACUUCGAGUCAGUUUUUUUUAGAGAACUUGGAGUCAGUUAAGUUAGAGCUAAGUAUGCGUGUAUGUCAGCGAGCGAGAAUAACGCGUGCGCGACGGACCACAGGUGGGUGGACCUUAAGCGCCAAGCAAUCGCCCAUCAGCAGCAAGGAGCGAAAAGGAAGAAGAGAGGAUCGUCAGACGAUUGUUUUUCCUUUUUAAAAAGAAAUGCUUUGGGCCUAUUUUCUUAUCAAAACUAGAUUGGGGCCCUUCCGACAAACAAAGCUGUUCGGCCUGUGAGGGUAAGAUUUAAUUGGGCUUGAAGUUAGAAACAAAAAAAGAUUUAAUUGGGCCUCAUAGGCUGACUUGUAUCUGGAGGUUGGUGACGCGCACGACAGCAUCCGUUUCAUUCACUGAUGAGCGUAGGAUGGACGUGCAGGCGAGUGCCAUCCCAGACCGCCGGCACCCAAACAUGCAUACCACUCUGUCUUCUUCACCAUCUCCUCCUCCUACUUGUUCAGUCUCACGCCCGUCAUCCUCUCGUUCAUGCACAUGUCCUCCAGCUUCGGUUGGCUCCAAGCAGCUAAGAAGCUAGCGCGAGAUUGCGAACUUCAACAAGGGGCUAGCUGGCUUAGCCUUGUUGCAGUCCAAGCUCAAGGUUGCUUCUGCUUUCUGGCACUACUCGACGAUGCUCGCAUCCAAGCCCAACAGGGCAAGUCUGCCUGAACCUUCCAACCACAAGGAACCAGCUAAUUCCAGUUCCGGUUCCAACUACAGCAGGGCCCAUGCUUCAGCACCUAGAGUGAGCAGGCUAGCCAAACCUGCUGCAACUGCAGGAUCAAGCAAGCAAGCAGCAGAGGCCAGGGCGCCUUCCCCGUUACACAAUGCUGCCCGUGCUGCCGCCGCCGCUCCGCUCGACAAGUCCGUCGAUGCCGCCCAGAAGCCAUCACCGGGAGAACGCCGAUCGAACUUCAAGGCAUCGCCGCACCGUACCUCUACUACUCCCGACAGGCAGCCGAGGGUCGCCAAGGCGUCGGAGCUGCAGGCACAGCUGAACCUCGUCCAGGAGGACCUCAGGAACGCGAGGGAGCACCUGGCCAACAUCGACAGGGACAGAGCCCAGGUCCAUGGCGACCUGGUGCUCACCAAGACGCUGGCCGACGAGGCCUACCAGAAGCUCGAGGAAUCCCUGGCCGCGCAGCGGCGAGCCGAAGAGGCGCUGGAGCUCGAGAGGUUCAAGUCCGUCGAGCGGGAGCAGGCGAGCAUGGAGCUCGCCCGGAGGAAGGAGGAGGAGUGGCAGCGGAAGCACGCCGACAUCACGAAGCGACAUGCCCAAGACGUCAAUUCCCUAGCUAAGGCGACCAAGGAGCUUGAGAAUGCCAUGGGUGAACUGGCGGUGACCGCCCAGGCCAAGAACUCGGCCCUCAGCCGUGCCGACGAGGCCGAGAAGACCACGCAGGGAAUUGCAAAAAGGAUGGAGAUCCUGAUGGCUGAGGUGACCCGGCUCAAGUCUGAGAUGGAGAGCAGAGAAAAAGGAGCAGAAGAGAUCAUCGACAAGCUGCGGUCCGAAGCCACAGAGCUGCGAGCUGAGCUCCAGAGAGCAAUGGCGUUUCAGGAGAAGCUGGUCAGAGCAGAAGAAGUGGUUGAGGGGCUCAAGAUCGACAUUGCGUACGCCAAGAGGGCAGAGAUGGAUGCAGACCAGUCGGCGCAAGGGUGGAAGAACAAGGCAGCGGCGCUGAACGAUCGCCUAGUGGCGAUCACGUCACUGAACAAAUCCAAUGAGGAGGCACUGGCGUCCCUGACAAAGAGUUUCCAGGAAGCACAGUCGCAGCUCCUCCAGCUGACAGAGAAGGCUGCGGCAUCAGAGUGCGAAGCGAGCCAGUACAAGGAAGGAUUCCUCGAGACCAACAGGCGUCUCGACAUCGUGAGGAAGGAGGCAUCGGACCUGCAGGCCGCCAUUGACAGCCUGAGGUCUGAACACGAGCUACUGAAUGAGGCACAUCGGCAGGUUGUCAGCAACGAGAAGGCGGCCAGCUCGCAGAUCAGCAUCCUCGGUGGAGACAAGGUGAGGCUUCAGCAGGAGCUUGAUGAGGCCAGGGAGGAGAAGAACAAGGCCAAGAAAGGUGUCGAGGACGUAGCAGCUGCUCUACGUCAAGUGUCAGCAGAAGCAAGAGAAGCCAAGGAGAGGGUCCUGGCAAAGCAGACCGAGCUGGAUCAUGCACAGCUUCAGAUAUCCGAGCUGAAGACGACGACAAAGAAUGCAGGAGACAAGCACCAAUUGAUGCUUCAUGAAUCCAACUGCCUGAAGGAAAAGGUUGAGAUGCUGGAAUCAGAGGCCAAGAAUGCAAAAGAGAAUUACGAGUUGAUUCUUGAUGAAUCCAACCACCUCAAGAAAACAGUAGAGAGGUUGGGUUCAGAAGCCAAGAUUUUACAGGAUGAUCGGGUGUCGAAGGAGGUCAGGUUUGCGGAAAUGCUCAGGAGAUCAGAGGAGGAGGCAAGCUAUGUCAGGUCAGAAAUGAGCAAGCUCAUGGAGUCGCUUGCAGCUGCAGAGACGGAACUGCAGAAGCUCAAGGCAGAGAAAACACAGCUGGUUCAUCAACUGGAAGAAGGAUCUGAGCGUACCGCGAUGGAUGCCCCAAGCUCAAGUGCAAAACAAUCAAUGGUGGCCGAGAGCUCACACCUCAAGGAUCUGCUGUCAAUCAAGGAAAAGGAGGUGCUUGCUUUGGAUCAUCAACUCACUGAGCUGCGACUCAGAGAGGUGGCCGCUCUGGUGAAAGCCGACGAAGCCUCAAAACUGAUGGAUGCCCUAAGAUCGAGUGCUGAACGAUCAAUGGUAGCCGAGAGCUCACACCUCAAGGAUCUGCUGUCAACCAAGGAGAAGGAGGUGCUUGCUUUGGGUCAUCAAGUCACUGAGCUGCGGCUCAGAGAGGCGGACGCUCUGGCGAAAGCUGACGAAGCAUCAAAAUUGAUGGAUGCCGCAAGCUCGAGUGCAGCACAAUCAAUGGUAGCCGAGAGCUCACACCUCAAGGACCUGCUGUCAACCAAGGAGAAGGAGGUGCUUGCUUUGGGUCAUCAAGUCACUGAGCUACAGCUCAAAGAGGCGGCCGCUCUGGCGAAAGCCGACGAAGCCUCGAGAAUGAUGGAUGCCGCAAGCUCAAGUGCAGAACAAUCAAUGGUAGCCGAGAGCUCACACCUCAAGGAUCUGCUGUCAACCAAGGAGAAGGAGGUGCUUGCUUUGGGUGAUCAAGUCACUGAGCUGCGGCUCAGAGAGGCGGCUGCUCUGGCAAAAGCCGACGAAACCUCGAAAUUGCUGGCAGAGGCAACGGCGAGGAAAGCCGGCGAGGAAGAGGAAGAUAGGAGUGCCGACAAGUCCAACGCACUGCUCGUCAAGCUGGAGAUGGACACCAUGCUCCAAUCACAGAGAGCCGCGGAGAACGAGGCGAAGGAUGCCAAGGAUAACAUGGCGCAGCUGCAGAGCAAGCUGAGGCUGGUGGAGUCCAAGAUCACUGAGGCCAACCUGACGGCGGAGGAAGAGAAGAUCAGCAGCCUGAGGUUGAAGGAAACGCUGACCGAGAAGGAGGAGGAGCUCCAGAGCAUCGUACGAGAGAACGAUAGCCUGCGGACAAGGGAGGCGGCUGCACGAGCCAAGGCCGACGAGCUGGCUGCAAUGCUCGCAGAGGCCACCGCCAUGAAAGGAGGAGAUCAGUCAGCUGGUCGGAGCCCGGAGAAGCAGCCAAAUGUGUUCCGGAAGAUGAUGUGCUCACCGAUGGACAAUGUCGCGCGAGGCGAUCAUGAAGCUCGCAGGAACAGCGACAGGAUCGUCCAAGUGCUCGAGGAGAUCAAGCAUGUCGAAGUGGAGACAGUCAGGCAGGUGAAACAUGAAAGAGAGGUGUCAGUGGAGGCUAACUCCAUGGAGAACAGCAAGAUCAUAGAAGAUGACCUGUGCAAAGGGAUGAUGAGCAAUGGCGUAGACACCGAGUCGAGCGACGACGAUGACAUCGAUUCGCAAGGAGAAGACGGAGCUGCAGACCAAAUGGGUGGCCUUCUGACGCAUGGACCGAGAUCAUCUUUCAAGCAGGAGCAUCACAGCCAUAAGAAGAAGAAGGCAUUGCUGAGGAAAUUCGGGAGCAUGCUGAAGAAGAAAGCUCACUUCACCAAGUUGAACAAACACUCCUAGGCUCCUAGCCUUGGAAAAAAAAAACUCAAACUGUUAUUACUUCUUAAAAAAAGUCAUUAUUUUCCUACUGAAUUUUUGAACAGUUUUCAACUAUUGUGGUUGUAGCAAGUGGAGGUGUGAACCAUAAAAGGAUACAUGACGCGAGUAGCUGUGCCCACCAUCUAGAGAAAGAAAGAGAAAUGCCACUUGCAUUGUAUUUGUA
Messenger RNA from Hordeum vulgare subsp. vulgare (domesticated barley), 4482 nucleotides. Its product is annotated as WEB family protein At3g02930, chloroplastic-like. The transcript is spliced from 3 exons. Bases 792 to 4280 code for a protein of 1162 amino acids. The record is from RefSeq and is a predicted model, not a curated record. NCBI's taxonomy places the organism in Eukaryota, Viridiplantae, Streptophyta, Magnoliopsida, Poales, Poaceae. Gene Ontology annotation, biological process: reciprocal meiotic recombination.